Messenger RNA from Cydia pomonella (codling moth), 2670 nucleotides. RefSeq names its product ribosome biogenesis protein BOP1 homolog. Gene Ontology annotation, molecular function: ribonucleoprotein complex binding; protein binding. The transcript is spliced from 16 exons. NCBI's taxonomy places the organism in Eukaryota, Metazoa, Arthropoda, Insecta, Lepidoptera, Tortricidae. Gene Ontology annotation, cellular component: preribosome, large subunit precursor; PeBoW complex. The record is from RefSeq and is a predicted model, not a curated record. Gene Ontology annotation, biological process: ribosome biogenesis; maturation of LSU-rRNA from tricistronic rRNA transcript (SSU-rRNA, 5.8S rRNA, LSU-rRNA). Bases 103 to 2649 code for a protein of 848 amino acids.
UUGACAGCUCACUGCUGUGAAUGAACAACACGUGUUUAUCGGAAGCUCUCGGAGUCUCCAAGGCGCUUUAUUUUCUAAAUAAUGAUAUAGAUAUUGUACAGAAUGCCACCAUUUAAAGCUGGGUUAUUGAAAAGAAAAAUAGACGAAAAAAAUUCUAAGAAAACAGCUGCGAAAGAUUCAUCAGAAGACGAGGAAAGUGAUUCUGGGGCAAGCGAGGAUCUGAUCCGCGGUGAUUUGAAUGGGGCAGAAGACGCUACUGACUCUGAACAGGACGAGGAAGGCGUUAACUCUGAUGCGGAACAAGAUGAGGUGCUGUUUGAUGACGAUGGCGAUUCUACGUUUGGGGACGAAGAGCAGCCAGAAGAUGCUUCAGAUGCAUCAUCAGAGCUAACAGAUUCGGAAUCUGAUGAUGAAUCAGAAGAUGAUAAUGAUGAUGAAGCAUCACAAGAGAGUGAAGACAGUGGUGCAGAGUCUGGUAUCGGACAAACACACUCCGGUUCCAGUGAUGAGUCAGACAAAGAAACAAACCAGAAAGUGCAAAAGGAAACUAAACAAAAAGAGACAAAAGACAAACAGGUGAAAGAGAAAGAAAAGCAUGUGAAAAAGAAAGAAAAACAGGUGAAAGAGAAAGAAGUAAAAGGAAAUACUAAGGAUAGUGUUGAUGUGUUCGCUGAUAAAAUCAAGGAAACUACUGUUAAGAUGCAGCCGGUUGCUCUUAAAGAUGAGUACGAGUCUGGAGACACGUCAGACGAAGAAGAGCGCCGCAACACAGUCGGUGACAUCCCCAUGUGGUGGUACAACGAGUACCCGCAUGUUGGCUAUGAUUUGGACGGACGGAAGAUCAUCAAGCCACCGCAGAGAGAUCAGAUUGAUGAGUUCCUUAAAAAAUGCGAAGACCCCGAUUUCUGGCGAACGGUCCGGGACCCCAGCACUGGGCAGGACGUGAUCCUCAGCAAGCAGGACCUGGAGCUGAUCUCCCGCAUCCGCCAGGGUCAUGUGCCCAAUGCUGACCAUGAUGAGUAUGAGCCGUGGGUUGAAUGGUUCUCCCGCGAAGUCCUAGCGACGCCAAUUCGAGCUUUCCCCGAACACAAACGAUCGUUCCUGCCGUCCCGAGAGGAACAGAAACACAUAUCCAAGAUUGUGCACGCGUUGAAGAUGGGUUGGACCAAAACUAGGAGGGAGAUCGCCAUGGAGAGGAGGAAGAGACGGGUAAAGCAAUUCUACAACCUAUGGGGCUCGACCACAGAAGAUGAGAACAUCCGAGGCAUCCACAAACACAUCCCGGCGCCGAAGCGCGCCCUGCCGUCCCACGCAGAAAGCUACAACCCGCCGCCAGAGUAUUUACUCGACGCUAAAGAGAUGAAAGAAUGGAACAAGCUAGCAGAAACGCCGUGGAAGCGCAAAUACACCUUCUUACCGACGAAGCACGAAAACCUGCGCUCUGUCGCCGCCUACCCUCGGUUCAUACGUGAACGCUUCCUCAGAUGCCUUGACUUGUAUCUCGCUCCUCGAGCUAUACAUAUGAGGCUCACCAUCAGCCCAGAAGACCUGGUCCCGAAGCUGCCGUCCCCUCGGGAGCUGCAGCCGUUCCCCACGCACGAGGCGCUGCUGUUCAGGGGCCACGCCGGGCUGGUGAGGAGUGCUGAUUUCGACCCUACAGGCCAAUAUGCCGUGUCUGGGAGUGAUGAUGGCACUGUUAAGAUCUGGGAAACCAGCACCGGGCGUUGCCUGCGCACCAUCCCGCUCCCCGCGCCCGUGGCCCGCGUGGCCUGGACGCCCGCGCUCGGCCUCAGUCUCGUGGCGGCCGCGGUGGGGAACAGACUGCUCCUGCUUAAUCCGGGACAAGAUAUUGGCGCGCAUAAGGUGGCAGCUAGAACUGACGAGCUCUUGGAGGAACCGCCGCCCCAACAUGACGUUGUCAUGGACGAGCGUACAACUACAGCGGUGCAGUGGGACAAGGUGAAGCCCGAAGAGUGGGCCAUUGGGGUCCGUGUUGCUGUCACGCAUUUCAAGCCCGUCAUACACGUCGCCUGGCACGGCAAAGGCGACUACAUCGCGGUGACGCUCGCGGACGGCGCCAGCCGCGCGGUGGCGGUGCACCAGCUGUCGCGGCGCCGCAGCCAGCUGCCCUUCUCCAGGGCCAAGGGGCUCGUGCAGUGCGCGCUGUUCCACCCCGUCACGCCCAGGCUCUUUGUUGCUACUCAGCGUGUGGUUAGAAUUUAUGACCUCGUGAAACAAGAGUUGAUAAAGAAACUUCUGACUGGAGCGCAGUGGAUAAGCUCAAUGGCCGUGCACCCUGCCGGAGACAACUUGCUCGUCGCGUCCUAUGAUCGGAAAUGCAUGUGGUUUGACUUGGAGCUGUCCUCGCAGCCGUACCAGACCCUCCGCCUGCACGGCGGCGCGGUGCGCGGCGUGGCGUUCCACCGCCGCUACCCGCUGUUCGCGUCGGCCGGCGACGACCACUACAUCGUCGUGUCGCACGGCAUGGUCUACAAUGACCUCCUCCAAAACCCUCUCCUGGUGCCGCUGAAGCAGCUCCGCGGGCCGGAGAAGCGCGAGGAGCUGUGCGUGCUGGACGUCCGCUUCCAUCCCACGCAGCCCUGGCUGCUGGCGGCGGGCGCCGACUCCACUCUACGACUAUAUACUUGAAUAAAUGCUUAUUUGAAUCAU